Molecule: messenger RNA, 1893 nt
Organism: Caenorhabditis auriculariae
Lineage: Eukaryota; Metazoa; Nematoda; Chromadorea; Rhabditida; Rhabditidae
Source: the annotation of a GenBank genome assembly
AUGCGCACUCCCAGCUGGCAGAUAUAUCUUUUCACCAUCGAAACAAUAAUCACUCUACCGUUUUACACGACUCUGAUCGUUUCUCUCAUUGUUUGGAGGCGACGAAAUAAUGUGUUCCGGUCGCCGUACUACACAAUCACUUUAGCGCAGGUUUUGUACAAAAAUGAUCGUUUUGGAUUCGCCAAAAUUUUGCUGUUUUGAAAAAAAAAAACGUUUUUUUAGUAAGCGUCAAAAAUAUCGAAAAAACGCAAUGAACAGACGUUUCUGCGACUCUUUCGAAGCUUGUUGUUGAAAAUUAAAGGUCUUAAAAAAGAAAGAGGCAGAAAAAUCGCUCCGGUGGUCUCAUGAAACGAAGAAGCUUCAUUAAAAAUAACUUAUUUCCAGGUCCUACCCGACUUUCUCAUCGUAGCCACCUAUCUGCUUCUUUGGAUGGCCAGAUUCUUUCAUAUAGGGAACGAGUUCGUCUUCAAAUACCAGGACUAUUUCUUCGCCGACUACAUUAUGAUCCAAUCCACGCUUUUACUGAUAAUGAAAGCGUUCGCUGUGGCGGCGAUCGCGAUCCAAAGAUACAUUUCUUUGUGCUGCCACACCAGCUGGUUGCACCAGGUACAACCGAACGAACUCAAUGAAGUUGAGAAAGAAUUUCUAAGAACGUUUGCUAAGCCGUUAUUAAAGGAACCCUGGAUAGCAUUUAAAAAAAAGAUUUCUCAACCAAGUUAUACAGCCUUAAAAUAGCCAAAACCAAUCUAGCCAGCACCUUUUUUCGAAACGAUAAACUUAAAACUUUGAGGCGUUGAAACUUGCCUGAAAGCCGGGAAAAGAGAAAAAAAAAUUUUGCAAUCAGGGUUCUUGAAAGCACCUUUCGGCAAAUUUUCCUCAAAUUAUCAGAGCUGGAUUGUUUUAACUUCUCUUGUGAGUUAAUCUCAAACCUCGAACAAAAAGAGAAGACAAACAAUGAUAACAAUUUCAACAAAUUUUUUUGCUUAUAAUUAGAAAGCUUCAAAGUGCUCCAAAAAGUCUAACAGUUCCAGAAAAUGACAACAUGUCCAAUUUGGAUCAUCUACCUUGUCAUCUGGGGCCCUCCGAUUUUGAUUUGUUCUCCGAUAUGGAUAAUAGGCGAAGCAAAGAUUGUCGAUUCUCAGACACUAACCUUCAUUGUUCCAGAAACAGUUACAAGGGUGGGAAAAAUACGUUUAAUUUCAAGAGCCAAUUUUACAGAUUUCUGCAAUGACAAAUUUGUUGACGCUUACCCCAAUUUUUUUCAUCGUAUUUUUGCUUUACGCAAGAAUUUUCGAAUACUUGGUCGUCAAUAGAGAGCUACUGAAAAGGUUGAGUUUGAUCAUGAUUUUGAAGCUGUUCGAAAAUUGGUCCGAAAUUAUCGGAAGCCGGCCUAUUUCGACAAAUUUUGCGGGAAAAUCGAAACUUCUUACUGGAAAAACCCCCCAAAUUUUUUCGUUUUUUUCAGGAAGAGUGACAAAAAAUUGAACCAGGAGCGACGGCUGAGCUUUCAAGUUCUUCCACUCAUUUUUUCAUUCGUUUUGAUUUAUGCCUAUGCCGUGGCUUGUUUGAUUAUCAACGAGCUUGGACGGGUUUUCCUUUCCACAAUUUUUUUUUCAUCGAAAAAUAUAUUCCAGCCAGACCUGUUAAUCGCCUAUAUGCACCCGAACUACCCGGUGAUAAUGAGCACUUUCGCGUUCAUCAAUCCGUGGACCCUGCUGAUUCUCAACUCCGAUGUCCGUCGGAACCUUUUCGGAUCUUCAAACACGAACUUCCUGGUGACCUCUCGAGAUUUUAAUCGUUCAGAAUAUGAUAUUUUUAUAGGAGACGUCCAGUCGCCCCGCUGUACAAGCCAUUCGAGUCGGCACAGUUAUAACCCAAUCUGUGACACCUUGA